Xenopus tropicalis (tropical clawed frog) is the source of this 678-nucleotide messenger RNA. It is a transcript of the gene prdx5, whose product is annotated as peroxiredoxin 5. The transcript has 6 exons. The record is from RefSeq and is marked provisional. Gene Ontology annotation, cellular component: peroxisomal matrix. Gene Ontology annotation, molecular function: thioredoxin-dependent peroxiredoxin activity; oxidoreductase activity. NCBI's taxonomy places the organism in Eukaryota, Metazoa, Chordata, Amphibia, Anura, Pipidae. Bases 76 to 564 code for a protein of 162 amino acids. Gene Ontology annotation, biological process: cellular response to oxidative stress; cellular oxidant detoxification; cell redox homeostasis.
CUUCGGCUCCCCGUCUCAUUCCUCCUCCUGUCACCUCUGCGAGCGGUUGGAAGUUUCGUGAGCAGAACAAGAGCCAUGUCUGUAAAGGUUGGAGAUCAACUUCCUAAUGUGACGGUGUAUGAGGGGGGGCCUGGGAACAAGGUCAGCAUCAGAGAUGUGUUUGCUAACAAGAAGGGGGUGCUGUUUGGUGUCCCGGGGGCGUUCACUCCUGGCUGCUCCAAGACUCAUCUGCCGGGGUACGUGGCUCAAGCAGCCGAGCUGAAAUCCCGCGGUGCAGCAGUUAUUGCCUGCAUCUCAGUCAAUGACAUCUUUGUGAUGAGCGAGUGGGCAAAGGCAUAUGAUGCAGAAGGGAAGGUUUGCAUGCUGGCAGAUCCCUGUGGAGAUUUUGCCAAGGCAUGUGGGCUUCUUCUGGACAAAAAGGAGUUAUCAGAAUUAUUUGGAAACCAGCGUUGCAAAAGAUUUUCUAUGGUAGUUGAAGAUGGAAAAGUUAAAGCCAUUAAUGUAGAGGAAGAUGGGACUGGCCUGACCUGCAGCCUCGCAGGGAACAUCAUGUCUCAGCUUUAAGAGACAACUGCAUUGUCAUCAAAUAAAUGUGACUGCUCUCUGUUAGAGGAAAACACUAUGAACACUCUUUGCCUAUGUUACAGAAAUAUGAAAUAAAUAAUAGAUAUAUGAACA